AUGAACCAGGUGAGCGAGAUGGUCUCGCAGCUCCAGGGUAGCAUGCUAGCCAAGGCAGUGAGGUACCGAACUAUACGCAUACUGCCUGAAGUCAAGAGUAUCAAUGAUGAAAUCGCCGUUCUUAAAAGUAAAGGUAUUAAUGUAUUUUUCUUAAUCAGUCACGUUGGCUUCGACGUGGACAAAAAAAUUGCGGAAGAAUGCCCUGAUCUGGACCUCAUCGUCGGAGGACACACAAACACAUUUCUUUAUACAGGAACACCGCCAGUUGACGACAAAGUGGAAGGACCUUACCCUUACGUACAUAGACGACCGGACAACAGCGUCUGUCUUAUUGUGCAAGCAUACCGUUUCGGAAAAUACCUGGGUUUUCUUCAACUUGAGGUAGAUUCAACAGGGAGAGUACGGAAAUGGGAUGGUAACCCUAUUUUGCUUUCCCAAGCGGUUCCUGAAGAUCAAGCCAUAGUGGACUAUUUAUGGCCAUAUAAAAAGAAAGUUGAAAAAGCCGUCGAAAAACCCGUUGGCUCAACUAAAGUGCUGUUGGAGGCUGACAACAAAGUAUGCCGAUACAGAGAAUGUAAUUCAGCAAAUCUUAUGGCCGAUGCUUUUCUCGACUACUAUGCGAACCGAAACAGCACGGUGCCUGGAGCCUGGUCCAUCGUAAACGCCGCCGUCAUCAAUGGAGGCAGUGCUAAGAGCUCAAUCCCACAGAAAUGGAACGUACUUCUGGGUGACCUAAUUAGUCUCAUGCCAUACGACAACGAACUCGUGCUCCUUAAUAUAAGCGGAUACGAUCUCCUGCAUAUGUUUGAGCAUGGCGUCGCCAAGUUUACUUGGCACCCCGACUUGGAAGGAAGAUUUCUUCAAGUAUCUGGCAUGAGGGUCGUCUACAAUUUCAAUUUUCCUAGCCACCAUCGUGUUGUCUCGUUGAAGAUAUUGUGUGCGAACUGCAGCGUGCCCGAGUAUGAAGAGGUCAAGGGAGAAAACAUGUACCGCAUUGUGACGACCGCAUUUAUCGCAAAUGGUGGUGACGGAUUCCACUUCAACGAAACCGCCAAAAAGCACACAGAAGGCAUCAGCGCAUUCGAUGUGUUUGAACAGUACUUCAUCAAGAUGUCGCCUAUCAAGACACCUGUGGAGGGCCGAGUCACUGUAAAGCACCUUCCACCGAAAGGAAACGUACACGCAAGAGCACCUCGUAUUUCAUAUUUAAGAAAUCCAUUUCCACUGGUUAGACUUCAAUAAAUGAAUGAAUGAAUAUAAACUGAACACCCGAGCAUCAUGCGUGAGGAGAAAGCGUUCCACAGAAAUACCGCCACAGACAUAUACCUACAAUUUACAUGUGUCGUCGCAUUAAAUAGUGUUACGGGGAAUAAAGUAUAUACUGGC
Messenger RNA from Rhipicephalus microplus (southern cattle tick), 1386 nucleotides. RefSeq names its product snake venom 5'-nucleotidase. The record is from RefSeq and is a predicted model, not a curated record. Gene Ontology annotation, cellular component: plasma membrane. Gene Ontology annotation, biological process: AMP catabolic process. Lineage: Eukaryota; Metazoa; Arthropoda; Arachnida; Ixodida; Ixodidae. Gene Ontology annotation, molecular function: nucleotide binding; metal ion binding; 5'-nucleotidase activity.